AUGGCGGACGCUGUCCAAUCUGGAAAUCCCAAAGGUCCUGUUAGGAGACGUACAACGUCACCGGGUGGAAAUAAAACGGUUUCGCGUUCUGGCGGCAGUUCUUCAACCAUGAUGAAGUUGUACACUGAUGAUGCCCCAGGCUUAAAAGUAGAUCCGGUCGUUGUUGUCGUUCUUGCACUUGCAUUUAUUGGAUCCGUAUUCAUUCUUCAUAUUUACGGAAAAUUUACUCGCGGCUAA
Cetraspora pellucida is the source of this 237-nucleotide messenger RNA. The record is from the annotation of a GenBank genome assembly. Lineage: Eukaryota; Fungi; Glomeromycota; Glomeromycetes; Diversisporales; Gigasporaceae.